UGGAGUAUUGUGAUGUUUUUAUCAGCUGUUUAGACUCUCAUUCUGACGGCACCCAUUCACAUCCAUUGGUGAGCAAGUAAUGUAUUGCCACAUUUCUCCAAAUCUGAUGAAGAAACAAACUCAUCUACAUCUUGGAUGUCCUGAGGCUUUUCACCUAACAAAAUCUGAUGGACUGGAUGUUUUUAUGAGCUGUUUGGACUCUCAUUCUGACGGCACCCAUUCACUUCCAUUGGUGAGCAAGUGAUGUAAUGCUACAUUUCUCCAAAUCUGAUGAAGAAAUAAACUCAUCUACAUCAUGGAUGGCCUGAGGGUUUGCUCAUGAUGUCAACCUUUCCAUCUUCUUCCUCCAAAAGUCUGACCUCCACCCCGCUCAAGUCCAGACCCAGCGGCUUGGGCAGCGUCCUGCAGCGUAGCAGGAGUUUGGAGUCCACAGGAGACUCGACGUCCUCUCUGCUGUCUCCUAUUUAUCAUGACAGCUUUGAGCUUUCAGAGGACGAACCAGAGUCAGAUCAGCCUCAACCUGUUCACAACAUCACCGUCACGUUAGGUGAAGACGUCGCACCAGGUUCUCCAUCAAGACUUGUUUGCAGGAAUAAGGUGGACACAACAGGCCUGGAAGACAGAUCGUCCGCUAUGCAGUUCAACCUGAGUGCUUGGGAGCAGUGGAUUGUGGAUAAAGCCAAAGAGGAGCGUAUCAGAAAUCAACAAAAAGCUAUGGAGGAGCUCACUCUGAAGGAAAAACAGAAAGAGAAGGAAAAAGAACAGCAGAAAAAGAAAGUUGUCAGUGACUGCAAAAUUCAAGAGUGGCUGCAAAUGAAAAGAGAACAGGAAAAGAAAGAGAGAAUGUCCAAAGAGUUUCACAAAAGUAAAGAACAGCUUCAAGAGGAGAAAAGACGUGCUGAGAUUGAAAAGAAAGCCCAUGAGAAAUAUAAGGAGUGGCUGCGAAAGAAAAAGCAAGAAGAAAUGGAAAGAAUACUAAAAGAGAAGGAAGAGGCAGCCAGAAGAGAAGCGGAAGAGAGGGAACGCAAAGAAAAGGCAGAGGAAAGCUUUAAAGAAUGGCUUGAAGGUGUGAAAACAAAAGGAAAACUGAGCCGACAAUCAUCAGCAUCCUCAGUUGGCAACUAUAACAAUGUGAACUAUCCAGCUCCGAGUUUCGUCAAUCCCAUUCCCUGGAAACCCAUUCAUGUCCCACAGCAAGAGCGAACGCCCAGGAAAAGUUCGGCCCGUAAGAGAACGCCAGGACCACCAAAGAGCCAAUCGACCCCCUGUCUCGCAUACAGGCCAAAAGACACGAUCAGUUUUGCUUGUAAAAGACGGUAACACUGACCUCUGCUGGUCUGAGUCCAGUAUUAUCUCUUCUAAAGACUUGCAGCAUUUUUGUAAAGGAAGUAUUUUACUUUCAAAAGACUCAUUCCAUGUGAUGACAUUUGGCAUGAGCGAAGAUCCAGCAGGA
Molecule: messenger RNA, 1453 nt
Organism: Labeo rohita (rohu)
Lineage: Eukaryota; Metazoa; Chordata; Actinopteri; Cypriniformes; Cyprinidae
Gene: ccdc34
Product: coiled-coil domain containing 34
Exons: 8
Coding region: 319-1320 (333 amino acids)
Source: RefSeq, a predicted model, not a curated record